Molecule: messenger RNA, 1326 nt
Organism: Mustela erminea (ermine)
Lineage: Eukaryota; Metazoa; Chordata; Mammalia; Carnivora; Mustelidae
Gene: RLBP1
Product: retinaldehyde binding protein 1
Exons: 8
Coding region: 353-1306 (317 amino acids)
Cellular component (GO): membrane
Molecular function (GO): phosphatidylinositol bisphosphate binding
Source: RefSeq, a predicted model, not a curated record
GCAGGAACUCGGGAGCAGAAGCACACAAAAGAGGGCUUUGAGGUGGCUGCAGCCAGGCCCAGGCCAAUCCCCUCUCCCCCCUGGUGCUUCACUUGCCCCAAUCUGGGCCUCCCUGUAAGCCUGAUUUAACGGGAAACUGGGGGCCUUGAGAAGUUCCUUGUGACACAGUAAUCCCAGCCUGCUGACUGGGCCACGCCCCCAGUGGAGGCAACGUCCAGGCUCCCCGAGGAGGAGGACGACGCAGGCACCAGGUACCCCGAAGGAGGAGCUGGUAGGGAGGAGGCUGCCUGGAGAGACCAGGACAGAAGCUAAGCCCUUAUUUUUCUGAGGACUCCGAGUCUUCCGAGGCGGCAUGUCCGAGAACGUGGGCACAUUCCGUGUGGUCCCUGAAGAGGAACAGGAGCUCCGUGCCCAGCUGGAGCGGCUUACAACCAAGGACCAUGGACCUGUCUUUGGCCCAUGCAGCCAGCUUCCCCGCCACACCUUACAGAAGGCCAAGGACGAGCUAAACGAGCGGGAGGAGACCCGCGAGGAGGUGGUGCGAGAGCUGCAGGAGCUGGUGCAGGCCGAGGCGGCGUCUGGGCAGGAGCUGGCCCGGGCGGUGGCCGAGAGGGUGCAGGGAAGGGACAGCGCCUUCUUCCUGCGCUUUAUCCGCGCGCGGAAGUUCGACGUGGGGCGCGCCUAUGAGCUGCUCAGAGGCUACGUGAACUUCCGGCUGCAGUACCCCGAGCUCUUCGACAGCCUGUCCCCGGAGGCUGUCCGCUGCACCGUGGAGGCCGGCUACCCUGGUGUCCUCUCCACUCGGGACAAGUAUGGCCGCGUGGUCAUGCUCUUCAACAUCGAGAACUGGGAUGCUGAAGAAAUCACCUUUGACGAGAUCUUGCAGGCAUAUUGUUUCAUCCUGGAGAAGCUACUAGAGAACGAGGAAACUCAGAUUAAUGGUUUCUGCAUCAUUGAGAACUUCAAGGGCUUUACCAUGCAGCAGGCUGCUGGACUUCGGGCUUCAGAUCUCAGGAAGAUGGUGGACAUGCUCCAGGAUUCCUUCCCAGCCCGGUUCAAAGCCGUCCACUUCAUUCACCAGCCGUGGUACUUCACCACGACCUACAACAUGGUCAAGCCUUUUCUGAAAACCAAGCUGCUCCAACGGGUCUAUGUCCACGGAGAUGACCUCUCUGGCUUCUUCCAGGAGAUCGAUGAGGACAUCCUGCCCGCCGACUUUGGGGGCACACUACCCAAGUAUGAUGGCAAGGUCGUUGCUGAGAAGCUCUUUGGCCCCCGGGGCCAAGCCGAGAACACAGCUUUCUGAGGAUGGCUCCAGCCACCCAA